This is a messenger RNA of Fusarium mangiferae, 795 nucleotides long. RefSeq lists its product as uncharacterized. Lineage: Eukaryota; Fungi; Ascomycota; Sordariomycetes; Hypocreales; Nectriaceae. Bases 1 to 795 code for a protein of 264 amino acids. The transcript has a single exon. The record is from RefSeq and is a predicted model, not a curated record.
AUGGCGUCCGCGUCUACCCAGCCGACAGCCACUGCGGCUCCCUAUCCUUCCAUUGAGACACAGUCCAACGCGUCUGCGACCCUUCGACCAAGUCGUACAUCUCAAUCAGCAACAAUUUCUGUGGCACCAGCGGCCAUCCCGGGUGCUGACUUUCAAGUUCCAACAUGGCUUCAAGCGCAUAUGAGAUUAUGGAAGAUUCCCCCGACCCCUGUACGGGCAAAUGCAUGGGUCCUUGAGGCUUUUGAUCACUUCAACUCCAAGAGCGCGCUACCAGACCAUUUCCACGGUCUCCGUCCCCAGCUUCAUCGAGCAUGGUUGAGAGAGAUCAAGAAAAAGGCCGAGACAACCACCACCAAGAAAAGAAAAUCAGACGGAACCCUUAAGCAGCAUGUAUCUAAGAAAGCGAAGGCAUCAACGACAGUCAAGUCAGAGAACUCACAAGUUGCAAUGCCGCCUCCAAAGCCCUUGGGAAACUUGAAAGGAAAGUACGCCAUCGAAACGUUUUACGCCUGCUGUGAUGACGAGUCUCAACGGAACCACGACGAAUUCUGCAGCAUAGUCCUCUCCCCAGGAGAUGGUGGGACACUGCGUGGUUAUCUCAGUUUGGGCCGAAUGAACUACACUGCACUCUUCAUCUUCGAUAAAUGUCCAACAGACGCUUCGACUCGCAAAGUGCCAUUCAGAUGGCGGGCAAGAGAACGUCCAACAAAUUCAAAAUAUUCCGAGGGGACAAAAACUAUGGCUGGGCGAAGUUUCUCGGGGAUGGAAAGAUUGAGAUUUCUUUUGAUAAGUUGA